UGACGGAAAACAUGAAGAAGGAGGAAAAAAAAAAAGAAAAAAUAGUUAAUGUUUUUCAUAAUGAUGUGAGCGGCUCCUCCCCCUGCUCCUGUCAGACACACCAAGAUGGCGGCCACCUUUGGAAGACUGCUCGGGACAAGUGUGAGGUUUGCUGCUGGAGGACUCAGAACAGCCUCCUGUCAACAUGCUGCUAAAGUUCUCACUGCACCUGCCCUUCAGAAAGCCUGCUUCUCCACCAGUUUGUCCAGAUGGGGGGCUGCAGUCACUCAGCCCGCUCCUGCGUUCAAAGCCACUGCGGUCCACAACGGAGAGUUCAGGGACAUUAGUCUGGAGGAUUUUAAAGGGAAAUACCUGGUCCUCUUCUUCUACCCACUAGACUUUACAUUCGUGUGCCCGACAGAAAUCAUCUCCUUCAGUGACAAAGCCAGUGAGUUUCAUGAUGUGAACUGUGAGGUGGUGGGUGUGUCCGUGGACUCUCACUUCACUCAUCUGGCCUGGAUCAACACUCCACGCAAGGCUGGAGGUCUUGGGCACAUCCACAUUCCCCUUCUCGCUGACCUGAACAAACAGAUCUCCAGGGACUAUGGGGUGCUGCUGGAGGGGCCCGGCAUCGCACUCAGAGGCCUGUUCAUCAUUGACCCUCACGGUGUGGUCAAGCACAUGAGUGUGAAUGACCUGCCUGUGGGCCGCUGUGUGGAGGAGACGCUGCGACUGGUCAAAGCGUUUCAGUUUGUGGAGACUCACGGAGAGGUGUGCCCCGCCUCCUGGACCCCCGACUCGCCUACGAUCAAACCAACACCAGAGGGAUCCAAGGAGUACUUCGAAAAAGUUCAUGACUAAAUUAAAUCAAAACUUUUUCUCAGAAUACAAUAAUACAUUGUAGGAUUAUGAACAAUAUUCUCAUCUAAUCUGUAUUUGUCAGUGGGGUUAAUAAAAAUAUUGUUUAUUCAGA
Messenger RNA from Boleophthalmus pectinirostris (great blue-spotted mudskipper), 952 nucleotides. It is a transcript of the gene prdx3, whose product is annotated as peroxiredoxin 3. Gene Ontology annotation, molecular function: thioredoxin peroxidase activity. Lineage: Eukaryota; Metazoa; Chordata; Actinopteri; Gobiiformes; Gobiidae. The coding region runs from base 106 to 840 and encodes 244 amino acids. The record is from RefSeq and is a predicted model, not a curated record. The transcript is spliced from 7 exons. Gene Ontology annotation, cellular component: cytosol; mitochondrion. Gene Ontology annotation, biological process: cell redox homeostasis; cellular response to stress; response to oxidative stress.